AUGCCAGCAAAUGCCGACCGAAAACUCCGCCCCGAUCGCAUCAUUCCUUGGGACGACUUUGGAGCACACCAGACUCCCGUGUGGGAUGCGGUGAUGGAAUCUGAUUUCGUGUCAGAAAUACAUUUUACAUCCUUGCAUACAUUGGAAGAGGACGGGGAACAGCUGCACCGACGGAAAUUGAGCUCAGAGUUGGAUGUCCGAUACUUUGUACAAUUUGCGAUCGACGGUUCUACGCCAGAGUCUCCAUCUGCAGGGAACGGUGAAAUUCGAGAACCAUGGCAACAUGCUGAGCCCGGAUGA
Molecule: messenger RNA, 300 nt
Organism: Exophiala oligosperma
Lineage: Eukaryota; Fungi; Ascomycota; Eurotiomycetes; Chaetothyriales; Herpotrichiellaceae
Exons: 1
Coding region: 1-300 (99 amino acids)
Source: RefSeq, a predicted model, not a curated record